AUGAGGGCCCACCUCGUCGUCACUUAUUGGCUCGCCCUCGCCGGCAUCCAAGCCUCAGCGGUUCCGUUCAGAGGCGACCACGGACUCGAAAAACGUCAAUCAGACACAGGAGUGCAACCCUCCCAGCCAGCCGUAACCCCCCAACCCUCAACACCCGCUCCGCCUGCCCCGAAUCCAUCGCCCUCGCCAGCUGCAGGCGGUGGUGACAGCACUCCGGCCCCCGCCAGUCAACCCGCCCCGGAACCCAGUGCGACUCCCUCCAGUCCGCCGGCGCCAGCGCCCAACACGACCCCGCUUCCGUCACCAGCGCCGUCUCAGAAUGAGAUCCCGGCUGGGAGUGCUGCGUCGUCCGCACCUCCGGCCGACCAAAGUGUUCAACAGCCACCACCACCAGGCACCUCUCCAACUCCGUCAGUACCAGCUCCGGAACCUACUCCGUCGCCAGCGCCGCCGCCGGCCGAAACCCCUCCGUCGCCCGCUCCAUCGACGUCCGCCCCAGUGGUGGUUCUUCCAACGCAGACCAUCCCGGAGGUGCUUCCGACCUCUACGGGGGUGCCGCAGGACUCCGCGUCAUCCUCCCCAAAUGUGUCCGAAGCACCUCUGGGGACGUCCGCGGCCUCGCAAGGCGUGGCACCGUCUCCUGUGACUCCUUUGGAUGUCGGCUCUCAGCCUGCAGCCACAGCCGCUUCGCGGUUUAGCAGCGUGAUCCAGGCUAACCCGAGCAGCUCAGGAGGAGCACAGCCCUCUGGGCAAAUCCCAUCCGCGGGCCCUGCGUCGGGCACGGUGGUCGCCACUCCCGACGCCUCAGCUGUCGUCCCUGGCUCGAGCACAGCGGUCGAGUCAGCGGGCCCUUCUGGGGUGGGGCCGGUUUCGCAAGCGUUGGUUACCUCGCCGUCCGCCAGUGACGGCGCCAGUGUUCCGGCCCCUCCUCCAGCCACUUCUGCAGCCUUUGCCCCUGCCGCCACCCAAGGCAUUGGCGCCGACAACACCCAAUGCACGACCUCAAACGGCCUCAAGGGCAAGGUCGGCCCGGGGGGCUGCUUUGCAAAUGCAGGCCAGGAUUGCUCAGUCUCUGAUGGCAUCAAGGGCGUGACAACAGACUCUGGCACCUGUGCACCAGUAGUCAGUGUUGGCGCGUCCUGUACAUUGUCGAAUGGGGCCAAGGGCACAGCGCAGCUGCAAGGUCUCGGCACCAGCCUUUCGUGUAUCGGUGACGACCUCUCCGCUGGCGGCUCCUGCUCUCUUCCGUUCAACGUUAUUGGCACCAUCGGCAGUGAUGGUCGGACCUGCGUGCCGCCGAAGGAGGCACCGUCCGCCGGGCAACCAUGUCCCGUUCCUGGUAUCAGCGGCCUCGGCGUAAUGCAACCAGACGGCAAGACUUGCCUGCCGCCGACUCCGUCCGACAUCACCAGCUCUAGCGGCGGAGGUAACGGAGGCAGUCUCAGUAAUGGAGCUGGGUGCGCUAUCGGAGGCCAGGCCGGCACUGUCAACAACGGCGCCUGUAUGGCCCUCGUGUCCAAAGCUGGCGACCCAUGCUACCGCGGCGGGGAAGGAGCGUUCUUCUCCAACGCAAUCCCAGACGGAAUCCUCGGUGCAGAUCUCACGACCUGCGAGAUUGUCAACGACACGUGCAAUGCCAACGGCGUGCAGGGCCGUUGGAGCCCGAGUUAUGUCUGCUCCAGCGUUCCUCCCAGCUCUGGUAACCCCGCCCAAGAUGGCGACGUCUGCCAGCGUUCCCAGAUGUGGGGCGGCCGGUGGGACGCUGCGACAUCCACGUGCAUUCUGCCAGGCGACCCGUGCCCGACUGGCAUCUACGGUCCGAACGCGAAGGACUGCAUUCCCAAACCGGCAGCCGGCUCUGGCUGCCAGACUGGGCAGGGCUUCAACGGCUCCUUCAACGACGCUGGCCUCUGCGUAGCUACCAUCCCUCCAGGUGAACGCACGCCAUGUAUCUCGGUCAAGAGCAUCGCAGGCACCAUCUCCAUCACACCCAACGGCACGCUAUGCCAGAUCCCUCCGAACCCCGACACCCCGCAGGGUCUGCUCCAGGAUAUUUUGCCGUCGUCGUACUGCUCAAACGGCAAGGACGCGGGUGCAUUCAAUGACCUCAUCGAGUGUGAGGUCCAGCAGCGCCCCGGCGGUCUAAGCGCUAUCCCGGAGGGAACGCCCGGCAACCCGCGCAACGACAUCUCGUCGCUGCAGACAGUCACGCACAGGACUCAGAAGAAGAACUGGAUUCCUGGCGUCAUUGCGGCCUGUGCUGUGGUCGCCGCUGCCGUCAUCAUCGGAGUUCUCCUCUGGAAGUGCGGGCCCAGGUGCAGAUCGCGCCUUCGGCGCCGUCAGGGGCAUGAGUCGCCAGCUCUCGGCCCCGGUGAUGGUAUCCUGGACGAGACGACGUACGGCCCGCAACCUACGUUCCCGACCGUCAAUGCUCAGUAUCGGGACUACAACCAAGCCGCGACAAGCAGCCCGCCCACCGGGAACCGCCUCUCGGAUCCCGACCCGUAUUCCAAUUACAACCAGGGCGCGAACCGCUCGCACAACGGGAACCGCCUGUCCAUGAUAUCGGAUACAGCCUCGACCACGGACCCCUUCAACGACAGCAACAUCAACGGUAUGCAAGCAGGCUGGAACCAGCGGCACCCGUCCGAGUACUCUGCGGCCUCGGUGUCUGCCUACUCUGGCUCGCAGUCCAUGCCGCUAUCUCCUCCCGGUUCGCCACCCAUAAUGCAGAUGUCACCGCCCGUCUCUCCAGGGAUGCACGUCGUCAACCAACCCCUCCUUUCUGGGUACCCUGCCGACCCCCCAGCAUAUCCUGCCGAAAAGCACGGACACAACCAGAGUCCGUUCCGUUAA
Cutaneotrichosporon cavernicola is the source of this 2856-nucleotide messenger RNA. RefSeq lists its product as uncharacterized. The record is from RefSeq and is a predicted model, not a curated record. Lineage: Eukaryota; Fungi; Basidiomycota; Tremellomycetes; Trichosporonales; Trichosporonaceae. The coding region runs from base 1 to 2856 and encodes 951 amino acids. The transcript has 7 exons.